Messenger RNA from Paramecium primaurelia, 11685 nucleotides. The record is from the annotation of a GenBank genome assembly. Lineage: Eukaryota; Ciliophora; Oligohymenophorea; Peniculida; Parameciidae.
AUGAAAUAAAAUUUUUGCCCUGAUUUGCAUGUUAUGGUCCCUGAUAUGGAUCUACAUAUAUGUGUUUGUAAGAGUUUGUUUUAAAUUUAGCUUAUGCUGAAAUUUGUAAGGAUGUGCCUGAAGUAGAUAUAUUAGUUGCUUAGAACGGAACUUAAUAUAUAUGCCACCCUAGAUUCUAACCAUUUGCUCCAGGAACACCAACUAUAGAUUUCUUUGGUUCAAUAAAUUGUGGGUAUGAAGAAGGAGUUCAAAUGGUAAUAGAGUAGUUAUCUGAUUAUCAUCUUAAAUUUUAUUGCAAAUGUGAGUAAAUUAGACUAUUAGAAUAGUUAUUGAAGGUGAAAAUUACAAAAAUUGUUUGGCGACUGAAAUAGUAAAUGGCUAUCAAAGAUGCGCAUAUUGUAAAGCACCUUUUGUUGGAGAGUCCUGUCUGAAAUUAACAUAAGGGUUUUAUGAUUGGAGAUAUUUUAAUCCCCCUAAAAGUAAAUAAUCACUUUUUAUUUAAUAGAAUGCGAAAGUAUUACUUGCAUAGAAUGUGAUAAUCCAUCUUCAUGUACCAAAUGUGCUCCUGGUUAUGGUUCUACAACUCCAGCAAAUACUUGUGAUAAAUGUAUAUGAUUUUAUAUAUAUUUACAGGGUUGGAUUCUACACCUCCUUGUAAAGAAGGAACAUAUCUAGAAACAGUGGAUAAAUGCUUUUGUAUAUAUUUAAAUAAUUACUUAAUAGUUUGUCCUGAAGGUUGUUUAAGUUGUAGAAAAAGGUCAGCAAGUACUUAACCAUCUGUAACUUGUGAUGUUUGUGAUUCUCGUUACUUUAAAGUAAAAUGUAGACAAGAUGAUCCAGAUUGUUACUUUUGUUUUAUAGGAACUGUUUGUGACUUUGAUAGAUAAUAAAUACUUACAGAUUACACAACAUUAAAUGCAUUAGGAUAAUAUCAAUACGUUAUAUCAUGUACUUAAUGCGAUUUAGGAUUUUUUUAUUCUGAAGAAAAGAAGAAAUGUGAAUAUAAUAUUCAAUAAUAUUUUGAGAUUCUGAGAAUAUUCAGAGUUAUUGUUUAAUUUAUGACCCAAUUAUAAAAAAAUGUAUGAGUUGUAAACCUGAUAAAAUAUUAUAUUAUGGGAGCUGUUCAAAUCCAUGGUGUAUUCCAGAUUGCAAAACCUGUUCAAUUCUAGAUCCAAAUUUUUGUACAACUUGUGAUUCCUCUCUAGAAAAAGGAGGAGUUAUCAAAGAGAAAGGUAUUUGUUCGUGCAAAUAAAACUUUGGUUUGAAAAAUGAUGUUUGUGAACCAUGUUCUGAUGGUUAUUGUUAAGAAUGUGAACAAGAUGAUUUUUAUUCAUGUACAUCAUGUGCUCUUGGAACAAAUAGAAUAUUAGUUAAUAAAUAAUGUAUUUGUUAACCUGGAUCAUUUGAACCUGAAGAUGGUGGUUUAAUAUGUAUUGGUAAAUUUAUUAUAUUAUUAAUUAAGUAUGUGAUUGGUCUUGUUAAACAUGUUUUGGUCCAACAAAUUAUGAAUGUACUUAAUGUCCAGAUGAAAUUAUUUCUAAUAGAAUUCAAGUAGGCAAUUCUUGUCCUUGUAAAUUUGGAUAUUCAGAUUAUGCAAUCUAAGAAUAAAGAUGUGGAAGUAUUUAUUUAUCAUUAAAUAUAUUCAGAAUGUCAUCCAAGAUGUUAAACAUGUUUUUAAGCAGAAGAUGAUACUAUAAAUUAAUAUUGUCUAACAUGUAUACCUGGAUAAAAUCGUAUGGUUAAUGAUAAUUUCAAUUGUGAUUGUAUAGAAAAUUAUGGUGAUAUUAAUGGAACUAAAGAUAUUUGUUUUAGUAUUUUAAUUAAUAAAUUAUAUAUUUAUAGUUUGUCAUUAUACUUGUGGAAAUUGUGAUGAUUUUGGUUCUAAUAAUUGUACUUAUUGUUCAGAUAGUUCAUUUAGAUAUUUAACAACUUCACGAGAAUGUUUAUGUAAAACAUCAUAUUAUGAUGAUGGAACAGAUAAUAUUGAAUGUUCAAGUAAUAUUAAAUAAUAUUAUUAGAAUGUCAUUAUUCAUGUUUAACAUGUGCUAAUAGUACUGAGUCUAACUCAUGUAUAGAAUGUCCUUCAACUAGAAUACCUAGUGAUUCAUCAGCAAUUUAAUUUGAAUGUCCUUGUUUAUCUUCACAUUAUUAUGAUGAUGGAUUAUCACCAACUUGUAUAGAAUGUGAUGUAUCUUGUUAAACUUGUUUUGGUCCUCUUUCAUCUAAUUGUUUAACAUGUGAUCCAAUCUAUAGAUAACUUGAUUUAUCAUCUUGUAUAUGUCCAAUUGGAUAUUAUGAUGUUGGAUAAUUAGAAUGUGAAAGUAAUUCUAUUUAAAAAUAUUAUAAGAAUGUCAUUACUCUUGUUUUUAAUGUUUUGAUAAUACUGCUGAAGGUUGUAUUGCAUGUUCAAUUGAUCUUCAUCUUAGAGUUGUAAAAGGAAAUACUUGUAAAUGUAUUGAUGGAUAUUAUGAAGAAUCAGGAACAGCUAAAUGCAAAAGUAAUUACUUUAAUUAUAUAUCUAUUAGAAUGUUCAUAUAAAUGUGAAACUUGUGUGGAUUAACCUGAAAAAUGUUUAAGUUGUCCUUUCAAUUCUUUACGUAUACUUGAUAUAGAUAAAGGUUGUUAUUGUGCAGGAGAAUAUUAUGAAAAAGAAAAUGAAAUAUUUUGUCAAAGUAAUAUUAUUUUAUAUUAAAGGAUGUCAUUUCAAAUGCAAAACUUGCGAUGCAUUUAGUGAAUCAUCAUGUCUUUCAUGUGAUUUAAUAGCAUUUAGAGAACUUAAACUUAAAUAAUGUAAAUGUUAACCACAUUAUUUUGAAAUGGAAGUUUAAGAAUGUGCAAGUAAUCAUUUAACUCAAAAUUAGUUUGUAGUGCUUAUUGCUAUGAAUGUAUUAAUAAUUUUGAUAAUUGUACUUCAUGUUAAGAUGAUAGAUAUUUGGUUGGAAGUACAUGUAAAUGUAGUUCUAAGUUUGAAGGAGCUUAGAUAAGUACAUUUGAAUUUAAUGGAUAGGUUUAAUGUUAAAGUAAAUCUUUGAAUAAUUAUUAGAAUGCCAUUAUUCUUGUGGAAAAUGUGGAGGAGUAGAAGAAAAUGAUUGUAUAACUUGUAUAGACACUGAUCAAAGGUAUUAAGUAGGAAACACAUGUGUUUGUAAAGAAGGAUAUUUUGAUGCAGGAUUACCUGUCUGUUAAAGUAUUCAUCAAUUUUAUUUAAUAGAAUGCAGUUACAAAUGUAAAGGAUGUAUGAAAUAAUCUGAAAUAUGUACUUCUUGUUAAGAUAAUACCCUAAGAUAAUUGGUUUCAGGUUUCAAUACAUGCCAAUGUAUCUAAAGAUAUUAUGAUGACGGAUAAAAUGAAGUCUGUUAAAGUAUUUAUUUUAUUUAAAUAUUCUAAGAAUGUCAUUAUUCAUGUCUUAGAUGCAAUGAUAUUGACACAAAAUGUGAGUUAUGCUCAAUUGAAUCAAAUAGAAUUUAUAAUGAUCAAUUAUUUACUUGCGAUUGUGGUGUUGGAUAUUAUGAUACUGGUGUUGAAAUCUGUUAAAAAUGUCAUUACUCUUGUUUUAGUUGUAAUUCUGGAGAUUCUAAUUCUUGUAAUUCAUGUGUUGAUUCAAUGAUUUCAAAUAGAGUAUUUUAUAAUAAUAGUUGUAAAUGUCUAUUUGGAUAUUUUGAUGAUGGUUAAUCAAUAAAAUGUUAAAAAUGUGAUAUUUAAUGUUUAAGUUGUAUUAAUCAAUCUUACUAAUGUUAAUCAUGUCCAUAAACAAGAAAAAUAGAAAGUAAUUGCAAAUGCCAAAAAGGAUAUUAUGAUGUAGGUUUAUAACUUUGUUUAAAAUGUAAUUCAAAUUGCUUUACAUGUUAAUCCACAUCAAAUAAUUGUACAUCUUGUGAUUCUGAUUAAUUUAGAGAACUUAAUUCAAUAACUAAAACUUGUGAUUGUUAAAUUGGUUAUCUUGAAAUUAAUGGAAUCUGUGAGUAAUGUCAUUCAAGUUGUAAAGCAUGUUCGCAAUCUUUAAAUUUAUGUGCUUCUUGUGGUUAAUUUCGAUAUUUACAGAACAAUGAUUGCAUUUGUAUUGAUGGAAUGUAUGAAUCGAUUGUAGAUAAAUAAUGUAAAUUAUGUAAUAAGAGUUGUUUAACUUGUGCUUAUUCAGAUAUCUAUUGUUUAACAUGUUCAAUUGAUAAUUUUAGAAUAUUUAAAUCUGGAAAUAAAUGCGAAUGUAAAUAAGGAUAUUACGAAAAUCCAAUUACAUAAUAAUGUGAAGAAUGUGCAAAAUCUUGUUUAACUUGUUCAAUUACAUACGAUAACUGUUUAUCAUGUGAUACAAGUCUGAAUUAGUCUAUGAUUAACAACAAAUGCUUAUGUUCAUAAUCUUAUUAUUUUGAUUCUUUGACUAAAUCAUGUUAAUGUAAUAUGUUAUAUUAUAUAAUUAUUUAGAAUGUCACAUUACUUGUUUAGAGUGUUAAAAUAAUAGUGAAUGCACAUCAUGUAGAUAAACAACUAGACAUUUAGAUGAAGAUUAAAAGAAAUGUUUAUGUAAUGAUGGAUAUUAUGAAACCAAUUAAUCAAAUUGUUAAUGUAUUUAAUUAUUAUAAAUUAUUAGAAUGUCAUUUAUCAUGUGAAACCUGUGUAACUAUCAAUACUAAUUGUUUAAGUUGUAUGAGUAUAUACUAAAGAACAUUAAAAAAUAAUAAAUGUCUAUGUAUUGAUGGAUAUUAUGAUGCAGGAAUAGAAUUAUGUUAAAAAUGUAAUAAUACUUGUAAGACAUGUCAAAAUUCUGCUUCAACUUGCCUAUCUUGUUAUGAAAUAGAAUAAAAUAGAUAUUAAUUAGGUGACAAAUGUUUAUGUAAAUCUGGAUAUUUUGAGUUAAACACAAAUAUAUGUUCAAGUAAUCUAUGUUUAUUUAUAUUUUAGAAUGUUCAAAUGAAUGUUUAACAUGUUAAGGCUAAGCUGAUUAUUGUACAAGUUGUGAUAUCAAUUCUAAAAGAGUUGAUUAAUCAAUUAUCCAUAAAUGUCCAUGUAUAAUUGGAUUUUAUCAAGAUCAAAAUUAGAUAUGUUAAAGUAAGUAUCUAUAACUAUAUUUUUAGAAUGUCAUAACAAAUGUUAAACUUGUAUAAAUUAGAGUGAUUAAUGUUUAAGUUGUAAGUUUGAAUUAAAUUCAAAUAGAAAUUCUUUAUCUGAUUAAUGUAAUUGUAAAGAAGGCUAUUUUGAUGAUGGAAUCUAAUUAUAAUGUUAAAAAUGCAAUCUUAAAUGUAAAACUUGUUUAAAUGAUUCAAUUAAUUGUGUAAUUUGUUCAAAUUCAAUACGAAUAAAUCCACCUACCUGUAAUUGCAUGGAUGGAUAUUAUGAAGAUGAAUAAUUCACUUGUUAAAGUACUUUUUAUUUUUAAUUAAGUUUGUGCUUAUUAAUGCAGUACUUGUGCAAUAUCACCUUAAAAUUGUUUAACUUGUAAACCAGAAAGAAUCGGGAAUGAUUGUAAAUGUACUGAUGGAUACUUUGAAUUCGGAUNUGUUGAUUCAAUGACUUCAAAUAGAGUAUUUUAUAAUAAUAGUUGUAAAUGUCUGUUUGGAUAUUUUGAUGAUGGUUAAUCAAUAAAAUGUUAAAAAUGCGAUAUUUAAUGUUUAAGUUGUAUUAACCAAUCUUACGAAUGUUAAUCGUGUCCAUAAACAAGAAAAAUAGAAAGUAAUUGCAAAUGCCAACAGGGAUAUUAUGAUGUAGGUUUAUAACUUUGUUUAAAAUGUAAUUCAAAUUGCUUUACAUGUUAAUCCAUAUCAAAUAAUUGUACAUCUUGUGAUUCUGAUUAAUUUAGAGAACUUAAUUCAAUAACUUAAACUUGUGAUUGUUAAAUUGGUUAUCUUGAAAUUAAUGGAAUCUGUGAGUAAUGUCGUUCAAGUUGUAAAACAUGUUCGUAAUCGUUAAAUUUAUGUACUUCUUGUGUUUAAUUUCGAUAUUUAAAGAAUAACGAAUGCUUUUGUAAUGAUGGAAUGUAUGAAUCGAUUGUAGAUAAAUAAUGUAAAUUAUGUAAUAAGAGUUGUUUAACUUGUGCUUAUUCAGAUAUCUAUUGUUUAACAUGUUCAAUUGAUAAUUUUAGAAUAUUUAAAUCUGGAAAUAAAUGCGAAUGUAAAUAAGGAUAUUACGAAAAUCCAAUUACAUAAUAAUGUGAAGAAUGUGCAAAAUCUUGUUUAACUUGUUCAAUUACAUACGAUAACUGUUUAUCAUGUGAUACAAGUCUGAAUUAGUCUAUGAUUAACAACAAAUGCUUAUGUUCAUAAUCUUAUUAUUUUGAUUCUUUGACUAAAUCAUGUUAAUGUAAUAUGUUAUAUUAUAUAAUUAUUUAGAAUGUCACAUUACUUGUUUAGAGUGUUAAAAUAAUAGUGAAUGCACAUCAUGUAGAUAAACAACUAGACAUUUAGAUGAAGAUUAAAAGAAAUGUUUAUGUAAUGAUGGAUAUUAUGAGACCAAUUAAUCAAAUUGUUAAUGUAUUUAAUUAUUAUAAAUUAUUAGAAUGUCAUUUAUCAUGUGAAACUUGUGUAACUAUCAAUACUAAUUGUUUAAGUUGUAUGAGUAUAUACUAAAGAACAUUAAAAAAUAAUAAAUGUCUAUGUAUUGAUGGAUAUUAUGAUGCAGGAAUAGAAUUAUGUUAAAAAUGUAAUAAUACUUGUAAGACAUGUCAAAAUUCUGCUUCAACUUGCCUAUCUUGUUAUGAAAUAGAAUAAAAUAGAUAUUAAUUAGGUGACAAAUGUUUAUGUAAAUCUGGAUAUUUUGAGUUAAACACAAAUAUAUGUUCAAGUAAUCUAUGUUUAUUUAUAUUUUAGAAUGUUCAAAUGAAUGUUUAACAUGUUAAGGCUAAGCUGAUUAUUGUACAAGUUGUGAUAUCAAUUCUAAAAGAGUUGAUUAAUCAAUUAUCCAUAAAUGUCCAUGUAUAAUUGGAUUUUAUCAAGAUCAAAAUUAGAUAUGUUAAAGUAAGUAUCUAUAACUAUAUUUUUAGAAUGUCAUAACAAAUGUUAAACUUGUAUAAAUUAGAGUGAUUAAUGUUUAAGUUGUAAGUUUGAAUUAAAUUCAAAUAGAAAUUCUUUAUCUGAUUAAUGUAAUUGUAAAGAAGGCUAUUUUGAUGAUGGAAUCUAAUUAUAAUGUUAAAAAUGCAAUCUUAAAUGUAAAACUUGUUUAAAUGAUUCAAUUAAUUGUGUAAUUUGUUCAAAUUCAAUACGAAUAAAUCCACCUACCUGUAAUUGCAUGGAUGGAUAUUAUGAAGAUGAAUAAUUCACUUGUUAAAGUACUUUUUAUUUUUAAUUAAGUUUGUGCUUAUUAAUGCAAUACUUGUGCAAUAUCACCUUAAAAUUGUUUAACUUGUAAACCAGAAAGAAUCGGGAAUGAUUGUAAAUGUACUGAUGGAUACUUUGAAUUCGGAUCUACAUUUUGUGAAUGUAUUUAAUUUCUUUAAUUUAUAUAGAAUGUGCAUUUAAAUGUUCUACUUGUAGUACAUAAGCUAUGAAUUGCAACUCUUGUAAAGGUAAUAGAAUUCAAGAGCCUUAAUGUAUUUGUCAACCAGGAUAUUUUGAUGAUCAAAUAAAUGAAGAUUGCUAAUUAUGUGAUAGUGCCUGUUUAGAAUGUAAUAUAAAAGGAUGUUUAUCUUGUAAUGCUAAUAGAAUAUUAAAUGAAGAAAUGGAUUGUGUUCCUCCGCCAAAUUCGAUUUGGUAUAAUGAUACCCCUUGGUGUUCAAGUAAAUUAAUCCUAAUAUUUCUUAUAGCAUGUGAAGUCGCUGUUGUUAAAGCAUAUUUAUCAGAUGAUAUUAGUAAGAUUAUUAUUCAUUUUGAUUUUCCAUUAAAUUCAAAAGGAUUUAAUUAAUAAUUCGAACUAAACAAAUGUUUGUAAUUAUUUGAGUUGAAAUCUUUAUAAAGUUUUGGUUAAAAUUCUUAAUGUUUCAUUAAUCCAGACAAUAAUCAUGAAUUGCUAAUAUCUUUAGGAGAAAACUCAAAAAUAAAUGUUGGAGAUGAAAUACUAUUUAUAAGUAAUUCUUUAUCUCAUAUCAAUUGUGAAACUACUUUAAACAAGUUUAUCUUUACAACAUUAUAAAUGCCAAUAAAACCAUUUGCUCCAUAAGUUGAAUAUCAUGUCCCUCUUCAUUAACUUAAUCCUUAUGCGGAAAACUCAGUUUAUUUGAAUUCAAUAAGAAACUAUGGAAAUAGAAAAUUGGAUAAUAUCAUUUGGAAUUUUUAAGUAGAAACAAACCAAGACAUCUAAGCAUUAAGUGAUUUCAUAGAUCAAAUAAAUUUUCUAUAAGAAUAUAAUUUAUUGAUACCAAAAUUUACAUUACCUAGUGAUGCCAUUCUAAAAUUUAAGAUCGAAUAUUAAAAUUUCAUCCAUAUUCAGUCAUAUUCAGAAUUUAUUAUAUAUACCCAUUCGGGAAAUCUACCAUAAAUUGAUAUUAGUGUAAAACCUUCAUAUUUUGUAUAUGAAACAAUUACUAUUGGAUUAUCAGCUGGCACUUUAUUUAGACAGUAUUAAGUAGACAAUUCUAAAUAUAUGGUCUAACUUAGUGAAAUUAAUAGACAUCCUAAAAAGUCGUCUCCUUCAAGAUUAAAUACAUCAUUAGAAACUAAUCCAUUUGAAAAAAUAUAAGCAAAUAUUACAAAAUAUACAUUAAGUCCAAAUUCAACUUAUACUUUCUAAGUCAUAGCAACUAAUUUAAAUACUAAUAAAGUACAAUAUUAAAAUUUGAGUAUUGAUAUUCCAUUUGCUGGAUUGAUAUGUUAAUUUAAUAACAGAGGAAUUUAAAGUAUAAGAAAAGAUUUAAAUCUUUAAAUAGAAUGCAAAGAUUUAGAUACAAAAUAUGAUUGGAAUAAUGAUCCAGAUUUGUAUAUUUAUGUAACUUGUAAGGAUUUAACAUUAAAUAAUUCUUGCUUAAACUAAUAAAAAUAAAUGAUUAAUGUUAAUGUAACUGAUUCAGUUUAAUUCAUCAAGAAGAAUACAAUUUCUGUCUUUACUGUAUAGGAAUGGUCAGUAACAGUAAUCAAAUUCUAAUAAACUUAAAAAUUUAAUUAAAUUAUUGUAUAUCUUGAAGAUGAUUUCCCUGUUUUAGAUUUAGAAUUCAAUUAGGGUUAUUUAAUGAGAAAAGUAAAUAAUUAUGAAUAACUUAAUUUUACAUUCCUAAUCCCAUUUAAUUAAAAACCCUUUUUAUUAGAUUUAUCAAUAGCAAUCAUAUAUAACUAUUAAAUAAUAGAAAUACUUUAACCAAAAUACAUUUCUCAUCAAUUUAAAUUAUUUAAUAGUAUUAAAGAGUUAAACUUUGGUGAUAGCAUCAGUCUUAAACUUACAGCAUAAUAUACAAACAAUAUAAUGCCUAGUCUAAAUACCAUAAAACUUAAUAUAAAUUAACCUCCCUUCUGUUCUAAAUUAAUUAUUACGCGUUCAAAUGAUUUAGCACUUACAAAUAUGAUGGUUGCCACUAGUUGUGAAUAAUCAAAUGAUUCUCCAUAUAAAUAUUAGCUUAGAGUAUUUUUGAGAGAAUCAGAUUUAAUAGAUUUUUUGAAGGGAUCAUCAGAUGAUUCCUUAAUUCUUUAUUCAUUUCAGUAUUAAACUCAAUUUUAAAUUUAAAUUCCUACUUCUGUCGAUUCUUCAAAAAUUGGACUUUUGUUAUAAGUGCUUGACAGUGGAGGAUCAAUAACUAAUAUUUAUGAAAUGAUAACUUCAAAACCUGCUAUCAUAAAUUGCUCUUAAAUAUAAUUUUAAAAUUUGAAGUUAUAAAACAAGUUAUCAUUGUUAUUUGAAGCUAUGAAUUAAAAAUGUAAUGAUUUACAUUACUAAAUUUAUCUUGAUUUGCUUUACUAAUAAAUUCUGCCAGAUUAAAAUCAUAAUAUGCUUAAAUUUUAGGCUAUAAAAUUAUAUAAGUAAUUUUUAAUUUAGUAUGGGUAAAGCAAACCUUAAACUAGAUUAUUAAUUGAAGCAAAUUAAAAAAAAUGUUAUGAUUUAAAUUCUAGCCAUUUAUUUAUUACAUAAAAUUCUAGUGAGAGUGAUGUUAAUUUAUCAAAAAAGAUAGACGACUUAAAAGAAAACAUCCAUAAUUUGGACAUAGUUCUAAAUUAUUUUAGCAGCAUUAAACAAUAAUGUGAAGAGAACCUAAAAAUACAUUAAUAUUUAUGGGAUGAAGAAAUCUUCCAAUAAUAUUAAAAUUCCUAGGAUAGCUUAAUAAAUCUAUUAUACUUUUUAGAUUAAAUAUAUUCAGAUUUUUCACAAGUAAACAUAAUAAAUAAUGUAAUUUAUGAAAAAAUUUCUGAAUUGUUACAAUUUAUUACUUUGAUUGCAGAGGAAGCAUAAAAUACAAUUAUCGUAAACGAAAAGCCUUUAAUUAUUUAAGGCAAAGAGAUCUUAUGGUAGAUGAAAAGAAGAACCAAAUAGAUAUUUAAUCACUAAUUUAAUAUUCAAACAACUGAUGAAGAUUAUCUAAUAGAUUUUAUUCAAUAUGAAUCUACCUAUCUUAAAACCAAUCCUAUAAGAUUUACUCAAGAUCUAGAUAAUAUACUCUAAUCAUAAUUUGAUGACAAAACAAUAAAAAUUUUCCUCGAAAAUUACUACUCAAUUAAAUUGAAAAAUUUAUAUCACAGUAGAUUUCUAAUAUUUGAAGAUUUUUCAGCUUCAUACACUCUAAAGUUUGGAUCAUAUUAAGUUUGUUCAGAAAACAGUGUAAUAUUAUAAAAAUACCAAAUAUUAUGUAUAAUAAAAACAACAUUUGGAAAAUUUUAUAAAUGUAUUUUAAAAAGUUAAUUAAUUGAUGACCAUAUUGAAUUAACUUGUGAAUGUAAUAAGUUUGGUGAAAUUUUUUUAACAACAUCGACUAAUUUUAGUUAUGGAAUUGAAAACCAAACUACUUAAUCAAUAUUUUAGCUUGAUAUUGCUUCCAGACCUGAGGAAUAUUUGGUUUUAAUAAUUUUUACAAGUUCUUUGACAUUUUUUUUUAUGGCAACAUAUUUUAUUAAUCUAUUUAGGGAUUAAAAAAAUAAGGAAGAAAAGUUAGAUACUGAACCAAAUAGCAUAAAUUCACCUCAUAAUUUAAAUAACAAAUCACUUCUGUAUUCUGGUAAUUUUAAACUUUUCAAGCAAAAGUUCAAAGUAACUUUUAAAAGUAUAAUUAGUUCAUCCAUUAAACCGUAUCCUUAUUUUAUUAUAAAGACAAAAACAUUCAUAUAAGCUAUAGAAUUUUAGAUGUUGUUUCAUAAUUCAAUUUAUAAUUAACUUUGGUAAUACUUGAAUGUUUUUUAUUAAAUAAUUAAGCUAUUUUCAUAUGUAUAUUCAUAAUAACAAACCCUAUACUUAUUUUUAUUUUGAGAAUUUUAUUCAAGAUCAUGGAAGCAAUUUAUAGAUUUGGAAGAAUUGCUAGUGCUGUUAGUUAGUCCUUUUUAAUAAUACUUUUGGUGCUUCCGAAUCUAAUCCUAAUUAUUCUUUACUAAUACAGGUAUCAUAUUAUAUUAAUUUAGUAUCAUAUUGAAAUCAGAAUAUUAUGUUUUUUACAUAAUUUACUUAGGGAAUACUAUAAUAUCAUAAGUUCUUAUAGAACCAAUAACAAUCUUUAUCAGAAUAUAUAUUUAUAGGUAGAUAUCUUCUAGUUUAAAAAAUAUGGAUCUUAAUCCGAAGUAUCAUUUAAUGCAUUUUUUCAUAAUACAUAGCUGUUUAGAAGAUAUUUUUGAAGAGUUCACAAGGAUUUGA